AUGACGUGGGUCAUUGAAAAUGACCCGGGCGGGCUAAUGUCCGUAAAAGAAAAAGAAAAUAGACAAGCUCCCAGGACGAGGGCGGGCACCAGACAAGCUUCCAGGACGAGGGGCACCAGACAAGCUCCCAGGACGAGGGGCACCAGACAAGCUCCAGGACGAGGGGCACCAGACAAGCUCCCAGGACGAGGGGCACCAGACAAGCCCCAGGACGAGGGGCACCAGACACAUCAGGACAAGGCACCAGACAAUCUCCAGGACGAGGGCACCAGACAAGCUCCCAGGACGAGGGGCCACCAGACAAGCUUCCAGGACGAGGCACCAGACAAUCUCCCAGGACGAGGGGCACCAGACAAGCUCCCAGGACGGGCACCAGACAAGCUCCCAGGACGAGGGGCACCAGACAAGCUUCCAGGACAGGAGCACCAGACAAGCUCCCAGACGAGGGGCACCAGACAAGCUCCCAGGACGAGGGGCACCAGACAAGCUCCCAGGACGAGGGGCACCAGACAAGCUCCCAGGACGAGGGGCACCAGACAAGCUCCCAGGACGAGGGCACCAGACAAGCUCCAGAACGAGGGGUACCAGACAAGCUCCCAGACGAGGGGCACCAGACAACUCCAGACGAGGGGCACCAGACAAGCUCCCAGAACGAGGGGCACCAGACAAGCUCCCAGGACGAGGGCACCAGACAAGCUUCCAGGACGAGGCACCAGACAACUCCCAGGACGAGGGGCACCAGACAAGCUCCAGGACGAGGGGCACCAGACAAGCUCAGGACGAGGCACCAGACAAGUCCCAGGACGAGGGGCACCAGACAAUCUCCCAGGACGAGGGCACCAGACAAGCUCCCAGAACGAGGGGCACCAGACAAGCUCCCAGGACGAGGGGCACCAGACAUGCUUCCAGGACGAGGGGCACCAGACAAGCUCCCAGGACGUGUGGCGGGCACCAGUCAGUCGGUAG
Homarus americanus (American lobster) is the source of this 966-nucleotide messenger RNA. Its product is annotated as glutenin, high molecular weight subunit PW212-like. The record is from RefSeq and is a predicted model, not a curated record. NCBI's taxonomy places the organism in Eukaryota, Metazoa, Arthropoda, Malacostraca, Decapoda, Nephropidae. Bases 1 to 966 code for a protein of 321 amino acids. The transcript has a single exon.